CCAAGGUUAUUUGUUCCUUGUUGAGUCCUGCACGAUAUUACGAGCUAUUUUGUGUCAAACCCACUUUUUCCUUUAGCUAUAUAGUUCCUUCUGUGGAGUAGAUGUCAAGUCCUGUUUGCCUUAAGUACUGAAUUGGGGUUCAUUUUGGAAGUUGUCUUGGUCGAGUUCCAUAGAUUUGGGAUUUCCUUUUGUGUUAUGACCAUGGGUAUUGAAGAUAAUGGUGAUAUGGGUUUUGAACUCAGGGGUGGUGCUAGUAUUCUGGAUUGCCCUUCUUCAGGAGUGAAUUCAAUUCCACUCUCUGAGAAGAUUGCAGGAAGAGCAAUGAGCUCAGGGGCCAUAUUUAAAUCUACAAAUGGGGCAGACCCUUUCUUUGGUUCUGAUUGGAAUUCACUUUCACUGAAUCAGAGUGGGAAUUUUGAGGGCUCUUCAAUGGUACCUCAUAAUGAGUUUGCCAAUCCAGCUUUCCCAAUUGUGGUAGAAAAUCAAGCAAUUGGUAGCUCUUCGCACUUUGUUCAUUAUCCCUCUGAUCUGGGUCUUGUUGAGAUGGUGCCAAAGCUUCCAGGUUUUGGUAGUGGAAGCUUCUCAGAAAUGGUCAGUUCCUUUGGCCUACCUGAGAAUGACCAUAUCACAAACAGCGGCCGCCCUCUGAAUUAUCUCCGAAACAAGGAGGGUGGCAUUGAAAAGACCUCAACCAAUAAUGCACGUUAUCAGGAGUGCAAAGAUUCAGAAGAGGGAGCGCCACUGAAUGGAAGAAAGAAAAGAAGAGCAUCAGAGUCCCAUUCUCCUUUCAAUACCUAUAAGAAUGCUGAAGGGGAGCAGCAGAAGGAUCCUUCUGUGGACAGUUCAGAAUUUCUGAAAAAACGGGAGGAAAGGGAACAGAAAAUUGAACAAAACAUUAGUGCCAAUUUGCUUGGUAAGCAAACAGGUAAACAAGCUAAAGAUAAUUCUAAGAGUGAAGCUCCUAGAGAAAAUUAUAUUCAUGUGAGGGCCAAACGGGGCCAUGCUACUAACAGUCACAGCCUCGCAGAAAGGUUGAGGAGAGAAAAGAUUAGUGAGCGAAUGAGAUUGCUUCAAGAACUUGUUCCAGGCUGCAAUAAGAUAACUGGGAAAGCAAUAAUGCUCGAUGAAAUCAUCAACUAUGUGCAAUCACUGCAACAGCAGGUCGAGUUUUUGUCAAUGAAACUUGCGACUGUCAAUCCAGAUAUGAAUGUGGAUAUAGAACAAAUUCUAUCCAAAGAUAUCCACUCACGAGGAAGCAACGCAGGUAUUUUUGGAUUGGGACAAGCCUUGAGCUCCUCCUAUCCAUUCCCCCAGGGAAUUCCACACGGAACCUUGCCGUGUAUCCCAAGUACAGCACCCCCAUUUAAUCCCAUGAGCCAGGUAACAUCAAGAUCUCAUCAUUGUACUCUUAUCCUUUCCCAUAUUGAAAGCAUUAACUCAGGUAUGUUGUCCGAUAAAUAGUCCAUAUGGGAUAAUGAGGUCCACAAUAUUCUUCAAAUGGGAUUUGAUUUCAACUCAGCUGCUAUAUGCAAUCGGGGACCAAAUGGGUGCUCAAAAUCGGAACUCUAGAAUAGUGGAAGAGGGAAGAGUUUUUGUUUCCUUUUACAUGUCUCCCAGCUAACUGCAGAUUUGACUCCAUUAGCGAAGAAAAAAAUGAGCUAAAUUCUUUAGCAUUGUAUAGGUUCUCAAGUCUCCUAACUGUGUUCUUCGAAUUUUAGCAGAAGAAGAUGACUCGGAUUGAAAAAAAUCAAUGUCUAAGAAAGAAAAAGCAAGAAUUUGAUUGGGGAAGAUGAUUGUUUUGUUUGGUGUUUGAGAGUAAAAAUAUUAUUGAAGAGCUUUGUGAGGAUUUUGGAGAAACUGAUGGGGUGAGUGAGUGAGAUUGCUGGUGAGUUUCAUGUCAUUCCUUCAAAGACAAGUUACAUCCUUAGGC
Messenger RNA from Ilex paraguariensis (yerba mate), 1930 nucleotides. The record is from the annotation of a GenBank genome assembly. NCBI's taxonomy places the organism in Eukaryota, Viridiplantae, Streptophyta, Magnoliopsida, Aquifoliales, Aquifoliaceae.